AUGACGGAUGCUAAGAAGAAGACCAUCAAGAAGCGCACCAAGACCAGGAGCAAAAAGGUGGUGCUGGUGAAACCGAAGGAAGAACCCAAGACUGACAACUACAGCUUCGUGAACCUCAGGCGCGUCAGCGUGCCCGCGAACCGUCUGACGCCGCUGCGUAACAACUGGGAAGCUAUUGUGCGCACCGUGGUCGAGCACCUGAAGCUGCAGAUCCGCAUGUGCACGAAGACCAAGGUGGUUGAGGUCCGACCUGCUUCCGAGUCUACGGACCUGUCGUUGCUGCAGAAGGCGCAGGACUACCUGCGCGCGUUCAUGCUCGGCUUCGAGCUUAAGGACGCGGAGGCUCUGAUUCGUCUGGAGGACAUUUUCGUGGAGAGUUUCGAGGUGAAGGACGUCAAGCGCCUGAGCGGCGACCACCUCUCGCGCUGCAUCGGGCGCAUCUCCGGCAAGGACGGGAAGACGAAGCACGCAAUCGAGAACAUGACGCGCACGCGCGUUGUGCUGGCGAAUGACCGCAUCCACAUCAUGGGGAGCUUCAACAGCAUCAAGAUGGCGCGGCACUCGAUUUGCAGUUUGAUUCUGGGUAACCAACCAGGCAAGGUCUACAACAACCUGUGCAACGUAUCGAAGCGUCUGCGCGAGAAGAUCUGA
Messenger RNA from Babesia bigemina, 651 nucleotides. RefSeq lists its product as hypothetical. Gene Ontology annotation, cellular component: nucleolus. Gene Ontology annotation, molecular function: RNA binding. NCBI's taxonomy places the organism in Eukaryota, Apicomplexa, Aconoidasida, Piroplasmida, Babesiidae. The transcript has a single exon. Bases 1 to 651 code for a protein of 216 amino acids. The record is from RefSeq and is a predicted model, not a curated record.